AUCCCUCCGCCCCUCCCGUUAUCCUUUCCUCUGGGUUUUUUUUUUUAUUUUUUUAAUUUGGCGUUUCCGCUCUAUCGCAUUCACGUUGGAGUCAGUCUCUAGUCUUCCGGUGGCUUGGAUAGUUAUUCCGGUGGUUUACGGUAAAUCGGACCUUUCCUCCCCCCGGGAUUAUAGAGCUGUAAAAUCUGUACUAAGAGGCUGCAGCUUUGGGGGCCCGCUCGGAACACACGGUCCGGAUGGUGCCGGGUUUCCCAACAUAUGGUACGUGAAGCUCCGGUGGCACAGCAGGUGGUGUGUGGGGCAAGCUUCUUUGUUUACUGAUGCUUUAACGGUCUGAAAAUGCUUGAGUGGAGCAAGGAUUCAUUACUUGCUGUCCUGGCUGCUGCUUAAUGACAAUCUUCACCCAGGGACCGAGGGGUGAGUGCAAGACUCUACUCCCGCAAUAGUCCCUCCUUUUCCGACUGCACUGAGAUUCGGGAUCAGAAGCUGAAAGAUCAUGUAUAGUUCCAGUAUGAUGCCACUUGUAUCAGUCAUUGGCCAUCUACUGCUUCUUGCCGGAAGCAAUGCUGACAGUGCUCCAGAGUUCAUCAAGAGACCAAGUGAUCAGAUAGGCGUUUCGGGGGGCGUGGCUUCCUUUGUCUGUCAAGCAACAGGAGACCCCAAACCUCGCGUCAGUUGGAAUAAGAAAGGCAAAAAAGUGAAUUCCCAAAGAUUUGAGAAUAUAGAAUUUGAUGAGGGAGCUGGGGCAGUUCUGCGUAUUCAACCUCUAAGGACACCAAGAGAUGAGAAUGUGUAUGAAUGUAUCGCUCAAAACAUUCACGGCGAAAUUAUGGUCAGCGCCAAACUCACCGUCCUAAGAGAGGAUCAGUUACCACCAGGUUUUCCAAACAUUGAUAUGGGCCCCCAGUUGAAAGUUGUAGAGCGUACAAGAACAGCCACUAUGCUUUGUGCUGCCAGUGGGAACCCAGAUCCUGAAAUAACCUGGUUUAAAGACUUCCUCCCUGUGGAUCCAAGUACCAGCAGUGGCCGAAUAAAACAGCUUAGAUCAGGUGCUCUACAAAUUGAGGACAGUGAAGAAACUGAUCAGGGAAAGUACGAGUGUGUGGCCACCAACAGCGCCGGCGUUCGUUAUUCUUCACCUGCUAAUCUAUACGUGAGAGUUCGCCGUGUUGCUCCAAGAUUUUCCAUUCUUCCUGUGAGCCAUGAGAUCAUGCCAGGUGGCAACGUAAACAUUACUUGUGUUGCCGUGGGCUCACCAAUGCCAUAUGUGAAGUGGAUGAUGGGAGCUGAAGAUUUGACCCCAGAAGAUGACAUGCCAGUUGGGCGCAAUGUCCUGGAACUCACAAAUGUUAAGGAGUCUGCCAACUACACAUGUGUUGCAAUGUCCAGUCUUGGUGUGAUUGAGUCAGUAGCACAGAUCACUGUGAAGUCUUUACCUAAAGCACCAGGUACUCCUGUAGUGACAGAAACCACAGCCACUAGCAUCACUAUCACAUGGGAUUCAGGAAAUCCUGAUCCUGUGUCUUACUAUGUUAUUGAGUAUAAGUCCAAAAGCCAAGACGGCCCAUAUCAGAUCAAGGAGGACAUCACCACUACAAGAUACAGCAUUGGUGGGCUCAGUCCCAACUCAGAAUAUGAGAUUUGGGUGUCUGCAGUCAACUCUAUUGGACAGGGACCACCCAGUGAGCCAGUUGUCACACGGACAGGAGAGCAAGCACCUGCAAGCGCACCCCGAAAUGUCCAAGCCAGAAUGCUUAGCUCCACUACCAUGAUAAUACUUUGGGAGGAGCCAGUGGAGCCAAAUGGUCAGAUUCGGGGUUAUCGUGUUUAUUAUACCAUGGAGCCUGACAAGCCUGUAAGCAACUGGCUUAAGCAUAACGUAGAUGGUAGUCUCUUGACUACGAUUGGAAGUCUGUCGGAGCAUGAAACCUACACAGUGCGAGUCUUAGCCUUUACAUCAGUAGGGGAUGGACCACUCUCUGAUCCUAUCCAAGUAAAGACACAGCAAGGAGUACCUGGACAGCCAAUGAAUUUUAGAGCUGAAGCAAAAUCAGAAACCCGUAUUGUUCUCACAUGGAGCCCCCCAAGUCAGGACAGCAUUCUAAAAUAUGAGCUUAUCUACAAAGAAGGGGAUCAAGGAAUUGAGAUCAGAAAGAGCUUUGACCCAGCGACAUCCCAUUCAGUGGAAGGCUUAAAACCCAACACAGAGUAUUUAUUCCGAUUGGCUGCUCGUUCUACUCAGGGGAUGGGCGCUUGGACCUUGGACGUCAGAGAGAGGACCAUGCAGUCCAAACCGUCUGCCCCCCCUCAAGAUGUAAAGUGUUUGAGCAUGAGGUCUACCACCAUACUGGUAAGUUGGAAACCACCUCCAGCUGAGAGCCAAAACGGCAUCCUGGCUGGAUACAGUGUGCGCUAUCAAGCUUUGGACUCUGAAGAAUCUGAACCCAAAGAGAUCAAAGACAUUCCUCCACAAAGCACACAAAUCUUAUUGGAAGCAUUGGAAAAGUGGACCGAGUACCGAAUCACAGUUGUGGCACACACUGAAGUUGGACCAGGUCCUGAGAGCUCGCCCGUUGUGAUACGCACCGAUGAAGAUGUGCCGAGUGCCCCACCACGUAAAGUUGAGGUGGAGGUACUGAAUUCGACUGCUGUUAAAGUUUUUUGGCGUUCUCCUAUCCAGAACAGACAACAUGGCCAGAUCCGUGGCUACCAAGUUCACUAUGUUCGGAUGGAGAAUGCAGAGGCUAAAGGGUUGCCUCAGAUAAAGGACGUCAUGCUGGCUGAUGCACAGUGGGAAAUGGAUGACACAGCUGAAUAUGACAUGAUUAUUGCUGGACUCCAGCACGAUACCUCCUAUUCCAUCACAGUAGCAGCAUACACGAUGAAAGGAGAUGGAGCUCGCAGCAAACCAAAGCUUGUGACUACAAAAGGAGCAGUUCCAGGGAAGCCAGAGCUCUCUGUGCAUCAGACAACUGACACCAGUCUUCUUGUUCAAUGGGAACCACAAAGUGAGUUAAAGGGACAGAUCCUUGGGUACCGUCUGCAAUUUGGACGGCAAGAUGUGAACCCACUUGCAACCCUAGAGUUUGAAGCCCAAGAAAACAAGUAUUUUGCUACCAAUAUUCACAAGGGAGCCACAUAUGUAUUUAAACUGGCAGUCAAAAGUCGGGCGGGCUUUGGUGAAGAAGCUAUGAAAGAGUUCACCAUACCAGAAGAAGCACCUAAGGGUUAUCCUCAAAUUAUUGACACAGGCAAUAUUACUUCUGUGUCCAUUCAUUUCAACUGGCUGCCUCCAGUUCUGGCAGAAAGGAAUGGUGUUAUCACCAAAUAUACAGUUGCAUAUCGAGAAGCUGGAUCUCCAGGAAACCCCUUGGAAAAGGACAUGUCAUCUUCAGAAAGCUCUGUCUUGCUGAGCAACCUCAAGCCAAACACUGUUUAUGAAGUCAAAAUACGUGCGCACACCAAUAAAGGUCCUGGGCCUUACAGUCCAACUGUCCAGUACCGCACGUUCCUUCUAGAUCAAGUUUUACCAAAGAAUUUUAAAGUUAAGAUGGUCACAAAGACAUCUGUACUCUUAAGCUGGGAAUUCCCAGAGAAUUACAACUCACUGAUGCCCUACAAGAUUCAAUACAAUACCCAGUCAGUGGAUGUGGAUGGUCGUACAACCAAGAAACUGAUCACCAACCUAAAGCCCAAAACCUAUUAUAAUUUUAUUCUCACAAGUCGAGGCAACACUAUGGGGGGACUACAGCAAAACGUGGCUGCACGCACUGCUCCCAACAUGUUGGGUCUGAAACCUUUGGUAACUCGAAAACCAGACUCAGAUGGUAGCAUAACAGUCAUUCUACCUGAAGUGGAAACCUCUGAGCCCGUGAGGAACUAUUAUAUUGUGGUGGUACCUUUGCGGAAGUUACGUGGACAAUUCUUAAAUCCUUGGGGUAGCCCGGAAGAGAUGGAUCUAGAGGAGCUGGUUCAGAGUAUCACAAGGGUGCACCGCCGAAGCUUGCGCCAUUUGAGACACGUUGAAUACCCUAAACCGUAUAUUGCUGCCCGCUUCCGCACAUUGCCUGGACAUUUUACUCUUGGAGACCAACAGAUUCAUGAUGGCUUUGAGAACAAAGCUUUAGAUGUUGGGCAAAGAUAUGUCUUCUUUAUAUUAGCCAUGUUAGAAGGCGCUGAGGCAAAAAUGUUUGCAGCAAGUCCAUAUUCUGACCCAAUCCAAAUUGAUGACCCAGAUCCUCAGCCAAUAAUUGAUGGAGAAGAGGGCCUUAUUUGGGUUAUUGGACCCGUGCUUGCUGUUGUUUUUAUUAUCUGUAUUGUUAUUGCCAUUCUACUCUAUAAAAACAAACGAAAGAACUCUGAACCCAGAACGAAAUGUCUUCUCAAUAAUGCUGAAAUCACUCCUCAUCACCCGACUGACCCAGUGGAAAUGAGACGAAUCAAUUUCCAGACACCAGAUUCUGGUCUCAGCAGUCCCCUCAGUGACCCUGAGUUUGACUUUGAAAGCAUGCUUAAUCACCCGCCGAUCCCAAUCGCUGAUCUAUCAGAACACACAGAACAUCUAAAGGCAAAUGAUAACCUCAAGUUAUCCCAGGAGUAUGAGUCCAUUGAUCCUGGACAGCAGUUCACUUGGGAGCACUCUAACCUUGAAGUGAACAAGCCCAAGAAUCGAUAUGCUAAUGUGAUUGCCUAUGACCACUCCCGGGUUAUUCUUCUGCCCAUUGAAGGAAUUAUUGGUAGCGAUUACAUCAAUUCAAACUAUAUUGAUGGCUAUCGGAAGCAGAAUGCAUACAUAGCUACGCAGGGAGCUUUGCCGGAGACCUUUGGAGAUUUUUGGCGCAUGGUGUGGGAGCAGCGUUCUGCCACCAUUGUAAUGAUGACAAAGCUAGAAGAAAAAUCUCGGAUAAAAUGUGACCAAUACUGGCCAAGUCGAGGAGCAGAGACCUAUGGGAUGAUUCAAGUAACUCUCCUGGAUACAAUAGAAUUGGCUACUUUCUGCGUGCGGACGUUCUCCCUGCAUAAGAAUGGAUCCAGUGAAAAGAGAGAGGUACGACAGUUCCAGUUCACUGCCUGGCCUGACCAUGGCGUUCCCGAAUACCCAACCCCAUUCCUUGCAUUCCUUAGAAGAGUUAAAACCUGCAACCCCCCUGAUGCUGGACCAAUCGUGGUACAUUGCAGUGCUGGCGUUGGGCGUACUGGCUGCUUUAUAGUUAUAGAUGCCAUGUUGGAGAGGAUAAAGUAUGAGAAGACUGUAGAUAUUUAUGGUCAUGUUACUCUAAUGCGGUCACAGCGCAAUUAUAUGGUACAGACAGAAGAUCAGUACAGCUUCAUCCAUGAUGCUUUGCUGGAAGCUGUUGCUUGUGGGAACACGGAGGUGCCAGCCAGAAACCUGUAUACUUACAUCCAGAAGCUGGCACAGAUUGAGGUGGGAGAACAUGUCACAGGCAUGGAGCUGGAAUUUAAGCGCCUUGCCAAUUCAAAAGCUCAUACAUCCAGGUUCAUUAGCGCCAAUCUUCCUUGCAACAAAUUCAAAAAUCGCCUUGUUAAUAUCAUGCCAUACGAGACAACACGGGUUUGCCUUCAGCCAAUCAGAGGAGUAGAGGGGUCUGAUUAUAUCAAUGCAAGCUUCAUCGAUGGAUAUAGACAACAGAAAGCUUACAUUGCAACUCAAGGACCACUCGCAGAAACCACUGAAGAUUUUUGGAGGAUGCUAUGGGAGAAUAAUUCCACCAUAGUUGUGAUGUUAACAAAGCUUAGAGAGAUGGGUCGGGAAAAAUGCCACCAAUAUUGGCCAGCAGAGCGAUCUGCACGGUAUCAGUACUUUGUAGUAGAUCCAAUGGCAGAGUAUAACAUGCCCCAGUAUAUCUUAAGGGAAUUUAAAGUCACAGAUGCUCGGGAUGGCCAGUCCCGUACAGUCCGCCAAUUUCAGUUCACAGAUUGGCCAGAGCAAGGUGUGCCAAAGUCAGGGGAAGGCUUCAUUGAUUUCAUUGGGCAGGUGCACAAAACAAAGGAACAGUUUGGCCAGGAUGGUCCCAUCAGUGUUCAUUGCAGUGCUGGGGUUGGCAGAACUGGGGUAUUUAUUACCCUAAGUAUUGUGCUGGAAAGGAUGCGUUAUGAAGGAGUGGUAGAUAUUUUCCAGACCGUGAAGAUGCUGCGAACACAAAGGCCAGCAAUGGUACAGACAGAGGAUGAAUAUCAGUUUUGCUACCAGGCUGGUUUGGAAUAUCUUGGCAGCUUUGAUCACUAUGCAACAUAAGAAGCCAUCAUUUGGUGGACUUUGCCAACUAUUGAAGUCCGAUGCAGCAUCUGCUGACCCUCUAAAAGAGACUGAACUCAUGAAUCCAAAAGCAAAUUGACUUGUGCUCCUGGGGUGGGAGGGAGAUGAACUAAAAUAUAUCAAGUAUACAUGUUUUGGAUUUCUGGUGUGGAGAAACUUUUGAAGAUGUGUUUGGUCACAUCUAUUUCAAGCUGUUUCAGGGCUGAUACCUCAAGCAGUGUUCUUGGAUACAAGUGGACCUUACAUACAAGGAAAUACUCCUAACAGAGCCUCACAUAUCAAGUGCUCUCAAGGAAGGAGAGCAGAGACUAGUUGUUGCAUUCUUGCAGUUCAUGUUUUAUUUUCUGUCUCAUAAGAUAGACAUGUGCAAACAGGAUAGUGCCGUUUUCCUGAAAUUAAUAUAUAUUAAGUAUGUCUUAACUUAUCCAGGAACCCUUUACCCAACAUGGGUAGACAUUGAGAUUAGGCAGACCAUGGGCACAAAAUAAUGUUAAAGAUCAUUACUAUUUAACCCUUCUACCUGUCUCUUGACUUGCAACAUUCCUUACUGUUGAAUUCUAAAUAUUUUUCCAAUUUGUCACAAUAAUCCCACCUCUGACAAAAGGGGUUUUCAGAUGGUUUCAGCUCAACUAAUCAUGUUUUUCUAUUCAUUCCCAUCAACAGAAGCUCUAUUUGCUCUAAUGUUCUCAAAAGAAUUGUUGCAGAUUCAUGAAGUAAAACAAUUAGUCUGUGCUCCCCCCAGAUAAGUAAAACAAGAUGGCUAUUUCAUUGGACACCAAUUCCCAGCCACACUAGAAGUGUCCUGUUUUGCAUAUUUCUAUUUCCAUGGCGCAGUGCGUUCAGAAUCCAAGUGCCGCUUGUAUAACAAUUCUGACGUGACUGAGUGUAUGACAGUAGCUUGCUUUAAAGUAUCAUUGUAUAUGUAUCCAAUUAAGUGACAUUAAACCCAAACCCUUUUUUUAUAUAUUGUAUUUUCCCUUUUUCUUUUUUUUUUCUUUUUUUAUUUUAAUGUAAAAAAAAUGAUGUGCUUCUCUUCAAAUACUGUUCAAAGACGGUCUAUUUUUUCACUGUAGAGAUGUUCCAUGUGAUUCCUACUAUGUAUACUGUGCUAGCUGCUCUUCAUCAAACUGCUUUUCUACCUUGAAAAGCAAUGAACCAGAUAGAUUAUUCCUCUCUAUCAUGUAAAAUGGGUAAUGUAGGCUUCAUCAGCCUGGUGAUUGCUAAUAUGCAUCUAGUAAUGAUAUCCAAAGGUUUUUAUGGCAAUUUGGUUAAUUGUGUGGAUGGGCCGGGGCAAAGUGUAUCAACUAACUUAUCGUAGGGAGAAAAUGAAGUCUUUACUUUAUGAAGUGCUUUACUGGGGGGAAGAUGCGUAACCACAGUAAAAGGCAAUGAGGACCAAAUUAAUCAUUCUCUUACAAAGCACUCUGUUUCGGUGUUAUACUGAUACUUUUGUAUUACAUCUCUAUUACAUGUGCAGUCUCUCUUCAGCCUAUACUCCUGCCCCCCAUUAACAUCAGUAUAAGACAGAGAACCCACAAGCGUUUUCCUUUUAACUUAGCUAUGUAUUAAAGUAAGGUGGUUUUAUCUCCUGAGAGGAAGACUAAAUGGCGGUUACACCUUUUACAGAAAAUAUGCCCAGCAGGUAAAUUAAUGGUAAAAGUACAAUCUUAAUUAUCGAUGAAAUUCCAUUCAUUGUAUCCUUUCUCGAUGACAUUGGCGACCCAUUAAGAUAUUUGAAGGUUAAAACAAAUUAUGCGACCUCUAGAAGAUGUUUCUUCUUUGUAAUGAACAAAAUGCUGCCACUUACCUACUGUAAUUUGGAACAGAAAUUAAAUGUGGUAUUUACACCACUGAUUUAUGUAGAUAUAUCAACUUUGUAUUAAAGAUUAAAAAGGAUAA
Bombina bombina (fire-bellied toad) is the source of this 8176-nucleotide messenger RNA. RefSeq names its product protein tyrosine phosphatase receptor type S (gene PTPRS). Gene Ontology annotation, biological process: protein dephosphorylation. The record is from RefSeq and is a predicted model, not a curated record. Lineage: Eukaryota; Metazoa; Chordata; Amphibia; Anura; Bombinatoridae. Bases 497 to 6256 code for a protein of 1919 amino acids. Gene Ontology annotation, molecular function: protein binding; protein tyrosine phosphatase activity. The transcript has 36 exons.